AUGGCGAAACGAAAGAGGCAAGAACCCGUUCUUAGCCACCCGACAAGCCGCAGCAAUGGCUCAGGGCCCAAUGGCAAGGUUUCCAAGAUAGCCAAAACCAACGGCCAUGUCGAUGUUAAGACAUCAACGCCUAUCAUCCAGAUCAUUGCUGGCUCAUACGAGCGUGUGCUCCACGGAAUCAGUGCCUCUAUAUCUAACGUCGGCGAUGAUGUCUUGCCAACGGUCGAGUUUGCGGACAGCUUUCUAUUCAACGCUCACGAUUCAUCCAUACGCUGCCUCGCUAUCUCCCCAUUGCCGGAUGCGUCGUCCUCCGACCAAGGUGUUUACCUCGCUACAGGCGGAUCCGAUGAGAAGGUCAAUGUUUUCAACUUGGCUGCUUCACCGAUGGCAAGCAACUCCGGCGUUCCUAUCAUGCCUACCCUCGGCGACACCAAGGUCUCUGAAAAUCCUCGCAAUCGGGAGAUAGGAGCUCUCCUAUCACACGCCUCGAACAUCUCAGCCCUACACUUCCCUUCACGAUCAAAACUUCUCUCCGCAUCUGAAGACAACACCAUCGCCAUCUCCCGCCUACGCGAUCUGACAACUGUGUCGACUAUCAAAGCUCCACGGCCAAAGGCCCUUGGCCAGCCUUCAGGCGAUACUGCUCCUCCUGGGGCUACGCCUGCGGGCGUAAAUGAUUUCGCGAUUCAUCCGUCCAUGAAAUUGAUGCUCAGCGUUGGACGAGGCGAGAAGUGCAUGCGUCUGUGGAAUUUGGUGACCGGGAAGAAGGCUGGCGUGCUCAACUUUGAAAAGCACGUGCUGCAGGGUGUCAAGGAGGGCAAGUACAGCGGAGGUGAGGGCAGGAAAAUACGGUGGAGUCCCAAAGGAGCAGAGUUUGUCGUGAGCUUCGAGAGAGGUGCAGUGGUCUUCGGCGAAGACAGCAAGCCGAAGUGCAGGGUGCUACCCAGUCCGCUUACGAAAGUGCACCAGAUGGCUUGGUUCGAAUUGCCGGGAAAGAAGGGGGAUGUGAUUCCGGUGCUGGCUGUUAGUACAGAAGACGGAAGAAUCAUAUUCUACAGCGCAGAGUCGACAGCCUCUGAACAAACAAAGGAUGAGCUACCGGAUGCGAAGGUGCUGAUGCAGUUGGGUGGGAAGGCGGCGGGUGUUGCUGGCAGGGUCAAGGACUUCGAGGUCUUAUCUGUCAACGGCGCUGUAGGUCAGACUAUCGUUGUGACGGCGAGCAGUGACGGCGCCAUCAGAGUCUGGUACCUGUCGUCAGAUGAGUGGCGGUCUGCUCAAGAGAACGCUGGUGGGCAAUGUGGAAAGCUCAUUGGUACCUACGAGACAGGCAACCGCAUCACGUGCUUGAGAGCUUUUACCAUGCUGCCAGCCAAGGCAGAUGAUGAAUUCGGCCUUUCAGAAUUUGAAGGCUUCAGUGGCAGUGAAGAUGAGAGCAGUGAGGAGGAUGGAGAUGCCGAGGAAUAA
This is a messenger RNA of Cyphellophora europaea CBS 101466, 1464 nucleotides long. RefSeq lists its product as uncharacterized. The transcript has a single exon. Bases 1 to 1464 code for a protein of 487 amino acids. The record is from RefSeq and is a predicted model, not a curated record. Lineage: Eukaryota; Fungi; Ascomycota; Eurotiomycetes; Chaetothyriales; Cyphellophoraceae. Gene Ontology annotation, molecular function: protein binding.